GAAUCUUACCCAUCUUCUUCACCAAUAUGGUUUGUGGACUCUGAUGACCCAAAUCUGACGUCAGUUCUGGAACGUCUAGAAGAUACUAAGAACAACAAUUCGCUUCGGCAGCAGCUGAAGUGGCUGAUAUGUGAACUCUGCAGAUUGUAUAACCUCCCGAAGCACCUGGAUGCCGAGCUGCUAGAUCAGCCCCUGCCCACGGGCCAGAAUGGGACGACAGAGGAAGUGACCUCAGAAGAGGAGGAGGAGGAAGAGAUGGCUGAAGAUAUAGAAGACUUGGAUCACUACGAAAUGAAGGAAGAAGAGCCUAUCAGUGGGAAGAAGUCAGAGGAUGAAGGAAUUGAAAAAGAAAAUUUGGCGAUAUUGGAGAAAAUUCGGAAGACGCAAAGGCAAGACCACCUAAAUGGUGCGGUGGCUGGGUCAGUGCAAGCCUCAGACAGGCUGAUGAAAGAACUCAGGGACAUAUACCGAUCACAGAGUUACAAAACAGGGAUUUACUCAGUGGAGCUCAUAAACGACAGCUUAUAUGACUGGCAUGUUAAACUCCAGAAGGUCGACCCUGAUAGUCCUCUGCACAGCGAUCUUCAGAUCUUAAAAGAAAAAGAAGGCAUAGAAUAUAUUUUGCUUAACUUCUCUUUUAAGGAUAACUUUCCAUUCGAUCCUCCAUUUGUUCGAGUGGUGUUACCUGUUCUCUCAGGAGGGUACGUGCUGGGUGGAGGAGCACUGUGUAUGGAACUUCUCACUAAACAGGGCUGGAGCAGCGCCUACUCGAUAGAAUCGGUCAUCAUGCAGAUCAACGCUACCCUCGUGAAAGGCAAAGCCAGAGUGCAGUUCGGAGCAAACAAGAAUCAGUAUAAUCUAGCAAGAGCCCAGCAGUCCUAUAAUUCCAUUGUACAGAUACAUGAGAAGAAUGGCUGGUACACCCCUCCAAAGGAAGACGGCUAAAUGGUUGACUGUCGUAUGUUUGGACCACUGUCGCUUUAAAGGAAAUCUUUCCAACAUGCAGACGCAGCCUUGCGUGCCCCUGUAACAGCAGCCCCGAAGAUGUUAGCUCUAGACAUUUUAGUGGAUAAUCCGUAAACUGGCAUCCAGCAUAAGUCACACAGCCUUCUCAUUUUGCUCAUCUUAGGCAUCUCGUACUGAGCAGUGGGGCCUCUUCUGUACUCUUCCCGAUAAACACACACACUGGCCUCACUUUGGCAUCUCUUUUCUUGAGACGUGGGAUCUUUUAAACAGGCAGGUCACCAUCGGUCUACCGAAGUGUCUUCAGGGCAGCCCUGCUACACUGAGCCCCUGGGCUAUGAGCGUUUGCACUAGAUCAUUCCAGUUAAAAGUUUAAUCAAUGUUCAAUAUCGGUUUAGAGUACGUAAGGUCUUCCAGAUCCCAGUAGCUCUAUCAGGUCUAAAACCAUUUUAUGAUAUUGCCAAAAUAAAGAGAGGAAACCUGCUCAUUAAAUUGCCACAUUUGUUUUAUGGCUGUGAGAAGCUAUGACUCGCUUCCUGAAGAUGCGCUCUCGAUUGAGUUGUACUGGACUUUUUAAGCAAAGGAGGCUGUGCCAAUUAAGGCUCGUAAGUAGGAACUCCCACGGGGCCUCCGAGUCUUGCUGGGCUGAAUCUGCUGCUUGUUGGUUCACUAUUUCUUAAGAAGGGCCACAGUAUAAAGCUUGAAGUUAUUGAAAAUACUAAGUCAUUUUACAUUUCCAUUUUAUCCAUGGGGCGUUGCAAUCAUUUGUAAACUAAUAAACUUAUAAAGUGAUUGGCACAAAGACAGACUCCUUGAGCAAAAGCCGCACAGUUAAGUACAAAAAGAUGCCUCCUCUGGAGACUUGCAGAGUGUGCUCGGGUCCUAACAGUGGCUUUGACACUGACGGAUGAAUAGGAGCACUCCACGUGUCCUGUUUUACCAAACCUGGCUCAGAUGGUUGUACUGUCCAUUUUAUUGCCUUACCUAAACCGGUCGUUUUUCGUUAAUAAAAUUUUUAUAUACCCAAGUUUGAUUUAAAGGUAAAUUCUAGUUAUUAAGCACUUUUAAAAAGAAAUUCAGAAGCACAUUUUUUUUUUCCUGCACAAAACCAGUUACAAAGUUCAAAAAAUGUUUCUUACGCAUUUGCCUUAAGAUUCCAUUUUUUAACUUUGUAAAACAUAUCCAAGAGACUUGGCACUUCUGCAUUAUUGUAUGUUUUGGUUUCUUUUGGUUCUCUUUUAGUUAAGAGGAUGGUGGAUAAAGGUAUUCUGGCAUUCUUGUUCACUUGGCUCCAUUUGUAUAAAGUUUUGAUUGCCAGUUGGUCAGAUAAGUGACAAGGUCGAAUUCUUUAAAGCGUUAAAGUUCCUUACACCUCAGGCUAAGUCUUGGAUACGUUAUCGAAUUCUUUAAUAUCCUGAUGGCUAGCAGACUAUGCUGCACAUUUGGCAUGCUUCGUUUUCUUGGAUUUUAUUUUUCAUUGCGGAUUUAUUUGGCAAUGUACAGUAAAUUUUGUAAACUUGCAUCAAGUUUAUGAAUAAAGAACCAUUUAAACAA
This is a messenger RNA of Tupaia belangeri chinensis (Chinese tree shrew), 2517 nucleotides long. It is a transcript of the gene UBE2Q2, whose product is annotated as ubiquitin conjugating enzyme E2 Q2. Lineage: Eukaryota; Metazoa; Chordata; Mammalia; Scandentia; Tupaiidae. The record is from RefSeq and is a predicted model, not a curated record. Gene Ontology annotation, molecular function: protein binding.